Rosa rugosa (rugosa rose) is the source of this 2874-nucleotide messenger RNA. RefSeq lists its product as uncharacterized. Lineage: Eukaryota; Viridiplantae; Streptophyta; Magnoliopsida; Rosales; Rosaceae. The transcript has 16 exons. Bases 112 to 2538 code for a protein of 808 amino acids. Gene Ontology annotation, molecular function: protein binding. The record is from RefSeq and is a predicted model, not a curated record.
CCGCUUUCAGUGAAAAAAGAAAACACCAAAAGUUGAGAGUAGCCACCACAACCCCUUAAACCCCAUAAACCCCAAACCUGCUGCGGCGACUCCCAAACUCCACCGCCGAAGAUGAUUGGGGGCGGCAAGAGCUACGUCACAGCCCCACCGGCCUUCUCCAACGACGCCAAGCGCCUCCUCGUCUGCACCGGCAACGUCGUCUCCGCCUUCAGCACCUCCACCGGCUUACAGAUACUGUCGUUGGAGGGCCACACGGCGUUGGUCACCGCCGUCAUAGUGGUUCCCGGUAACAAAGCCCUCAGCUUCUGCUGGACGGCCUCGCUUGACGGCACCGUUAGGUAUUGGGACUUUGCCGCCGCCGAGUUGAUGAAGACCAUUGAUAUCAAGAUGCCAAUUUACUCCAUGGUUAUUCCGGCAUUGUUGUUGGGCCAAACGGAUUCGAAGGUGAUGCCGGCCGAUGCUUUUGCUUAUUUGUCUGUUGAAAACACCACCCAAGACAAUGCACCCAAGGCUUUGCGUGGGCAGAUUCGCAAGUGUAAUUUGACUGAGUCUCGAUUGGCUGGUGUUAUUCUCGCAGAGACUAGAAAACCAGAAGUUAUAUCUAUCAGUCCCUCAGGAAAAUUCUUUGGCAUCCGGAACAAGCGGAAGCUUCAUAUCUGGAGAGCCCCUGCUAAAGAUUCUAAACUCCCAGUGGCCAAGAUUACGCUACAACAUACAAGAAAUUUUACACUUCUGGCAUUUCAUCCAACAAAGAGGCUAGUUGCUGCAGGUGAUACAUCUGGGAGAAUUCUAAUCUGGAGAGGGUUUGGUAACCGUAAAUUUUCGGAUGGUGACAAACUAGUAAAUCAGGGAUCAAUGAAUGAUGAGGAAGGAAGACCUGGGAUCAGGGGAGAUGAUGAUGCUGACUCUUGCACCACUUGGCAUUGGCAUCCUACGGGAAUUAAUCUCCUGCGUUUUUCUUCUGAUGGAGCGUAUUUAUAUUCAGGUGGAAAGGAAGGAGUUCUCGUGGACUGGCAGCUAGACACAGGGAAAAAGAAAUUUUUACCAAGAAUUGGAUCUCCACUUCUAUAUUUAACUGAUUCUCUAGAUCCUUCACUUUCUGCUCUAUCUUGUGCAGAUAAUCAAAUUCACUUGCUAAAAAUGCCCUCAAUGGAAAUCACAAAGUCUAUUUCAGGGAUCAAGCUCCCUUUUUCUUCUCCGGACGUAUAUGAAGCCAUAUGCAGCAAGUUUUCCUUCGAUGACACUGCUGGGUUAGUUGCCUUGCGUACAGAGAACUAUCGCAUCCAGUUUUACAGCUUGUUUGAUGACCGUGAAAUUUCUGAGGUUCAAGUCUGUGAGAGAAACCAUCAACCAGGCGAUGAAGUCUCUGUAAUAGUGACUUUGGUGUCUCUGUCUGGAGAUGGCUCUAUGAUGAGCACGGUGGAAGUUAAUUUGCCUGAGGAUGGAAUAGGUGGUCUUGUGUGUCUUAAGUUCUGGGCAUCAGAUUCGCAGAACAAAAAUUUCAACUUGUCCACCAUUGUGUAUGAACCUCACAGGGAUGCUGGAGUUUCUGCUCUUGCUUUUCAUCCUACCCGUCAAAUGGUUGUCAGUUCAUCAUAUGGUGGGGAUUUCAAGAUUUGGGUUUGCAGUGACGAGAUUCAGCAGAAACAAGAUACACUACAGCAUUCUGGGUGGAUGUGCCAUGCUGUAGGUUCAUACAAGAAAAAGCCAAUGACAGCUGCUGCAUUUUCUGCCGAUGGUUCUGUUCUGGCUGUUGCAGCUGAAACUGUAAUCACACUAUGGGACCCUGUGAACAACAUGCUUGUGGCUGUGCUUGGAGAGAUGCAGAUGCCAAUUGUGACCCUCUCCUUUGCUGGGAAUUCGGACUAUCUUUUGUCUAUCUCCCGGGGUUCAAAACCACAGUUAUCUGUGUGGAGCAUGUCAAAGCUGUCUGAGUCUUGGUCAUACAAGCUUGACAUAGAAGAUGUUACGUGUGCGAAAGAUUCAUCAUCAUUUGCAGUUCUUGCCCUUUUGCCAAAAUCAUCUACUUUUAUGGGCUCUAAUGAACCAAUUUUUCAAGGAAAAGAUGGGGUAAUCUUAUUAUUCAAUGCAACAGAUCCUGUUCCAUUGGCAAUGUGGUCCGUAAGGAAGGCCAAGGGAGGGGGACUUGCUUUCCUUAAAGGGAACUCACCUUCCUUUCAACAACAAAGUAUAGCGGAUGGAAAAUCACCACAAGCUUUGCUUGCCUAUAUAAAUGCCGAUCAUGAGUACAUCCUCUUUAAUCCAUAUGACAAUGAUGCACGUGAACUUAGUAUGACCAGGGGGAAGGAUCGUGUUGCCGUUGACGAAACAGCGCAAUAUGGAUAUGCAUCUAUCUAUGGGGAGCUACCGCAAUUUGAGACGAAGAGAGACCAGACCUUGUUAGCCCCAUAUGCUCCAUCACAAAGGCCUUGGGAGACCAUUUUUAGUGGGUCAUCACAUAAUCUUCUACCCCUACCUAAAUUGUGUUUAGAGUUUAUGGAAUCGCUGCUAGAAAGGAGGACUACCACAGUAGAAUAACUUGAUUCAUUGCCCUCUACUGUACUGCCAAUCUCAACUUCAGGUGAGUAUCAGAAGAUUUGUUGUCUGGUUAAUAUUUAUCUCUGGGGCAGAAGGCAAAACUGGUUGUUAUUAUAUAAAUGACGACAGAUUUAGUAGUCUUGGUGAGGAUUAUGGUCUUGAGUUUUGAGGCCCUUGUUGACCAAGUACAAGAUCAUGAGAAGAAGGAAUAUACCUCCUACUCCCGUCGGAGGGGGUAGUUCCUGCAAAGUUUUGUAAUUUUAUAUCCGAAAGAAAAUCUUGUAAUUUUGAUCAGUUUGUGUUGAGUUCUAAUCUAAGCUGAGAAUGAUUUAACAA